UUUAUCUUGUUUUGGUUUUAGGUUUUUGUAAACAUUACUCAAAACUUGCAAUAAAGGCUAAUUUACGAGCCUACUACAAAAUAGAAGAACCUCUCAAGACUCUUAAACACUUGUAUCAUUUUACGGGCCUCCAAUUUGCACAAUAAUGUUCAGAAAGUCCAAGCCCAAAAUUGAACCCCCACCACCCACGCCCAGUGUGGAGGAGAUGUUUGAGGAUCUGAAAACCUUUGAAAUCAAUCAAACGUCUAUUUCCAACGCCACCGACGGUUUCGAUUUGGAGCAGGCCCUUCUGACGGAAUCCGCCGAUUCUCUUACACUUCCAACGUGGUGGAAGGUUUUCGACGAGUAUGAACGAAAAGUGAAGAAACUGGCGGCCUCCGAGGAGGAUCUGGAGCACCACAGGAUUCAACUGCAAGAGUGCCGUGACAAACUGGGGAAAAAUGCCAACGCAUUGAGGGAGGGCAUCAAAAAGCAACAGGCGAUGGCCAAAGAAGCUUUAAAUGUUAACUAGGAUACUAAGAAAUAUAAUUUAUGCAAUGCAAACUGCCGAGUA
Messenger RNA from Drosophila kikkawai, 553 nucleotides. RefSeq lists its product as uncharacterized. NCBI's taxonomy places the organism in Eukaryota, Metazoa, Arthropoda, Insecta, Diptera, Drosophilidae. The record is from RefSeq and is a predicted model, not a curated record.